AUGUACCUUUCCCGCGUCAUUCCUCAUCGCUUGGAGAUAUUGAUUCGUCUGUUCCUCCUCGGCGAAAACGGUCUCGUCAUGCGGAAGGUUCGGUGCGAGGGAGCUCCCCAAGUCCCUGGCAAUGACAGCCACCCCGAGCCGCGGUGCGUGAAUUGCCAACGACUGGGCUUUCAAUGCCGGUGGCAAGUACCAACAGCCGGUGAAGACUACACACCGCCGCCCAAACGACGACGGGCGCCGGGGCGGCGCCGCGUUGUAUCAAGUCAUAAUGACCAUGAGUUACCCCAACAGCAGUUGACGGUGACACGCGAUGUGCAGCAAAGCGAUGCCGGGCCCGCGACUCUCAUGACUGGCUCAGACUCGACGACCGGUCAGCUUCUUGACGAGACACUGGAUCUCUUUGGUGGAUUUCUCUUCGGCACCGAUUUCGGAUCGGUUUCCGGGGGGUUUGAUUUGAAUUCCGCGGGCGAAGGGCUUGACUUCGUGCCUCUGCCUGCUGUCGACAACGACAUGCUGCAAGACUUGAAUCUCUCCACGCCAUUGCCAGACUGGCCCGCGCCCUCAUCCGCCGACGCUCUAUCCAAGACACCCCCCUACAGCGGCAGCGACACUGUCGACCCGGAUGGCUCACACUCGUCCAUUGACCCAAAUAAUCGCCGACUCAUCCAGCACUAUCUGGAUGUCAUGAAGGGCUAUGCCAAGGUCGAUGAUCAUGCCAAGGAUGACAACAACCUCUUCAUCUCUGCCUUUACCAGGUCACUCUAUUUUCCGCCCCUCUUCCACGCCAUUCUGGCAUUUUCAGCCUCGCAUCUAGCCAUGGAGGACGAGUCCUAUGCAAAUCAAGCCAACGCCUUUGUGACACUCGCUGGCAGAUCCUUUGAGACAUUCCGAUGCGCGGAAACUUGUCAGGUCGAUGGAUUACUCUCGGCGCUGUUUGUGCGCGUCAAGACGGUGCACAUGGUUGGUGGCAGCGUCGACACUUUUCUCAGCUUGAUCUCGGCCGCUGCAGACAUUGUGUCCACCAAGAGAGAUGAGUUGGCACUGGACACAGAGCCGUCAUUGACCAGGCGCAUCAUAGUACGCCUGGCCAUUCUCGAUGCAAGGGCAACAUACCAUCGCAUCGGGCGUGGGCAACUUGUGCAUCUGAUUCAAGAGAUUCCAGCAUUUUCAGCGCUUUUUGCUCGCCAUCUUGCCUGGUCGGCAUCCACGGGCGCAUUGUUCAACCUUCUCCGGGCCGACAUCCUGCGAAUGAAAGUGGCCGAGUUGGACACGAGACUUCAUGCGCAGAUGGAAAACGAGUUCGUCACGGAGACGCCCAUACGCACAAUCGAGGUCAAGAGUCUCUACGACGAUAUUGAAUAUGAGAUCGAUCAGUGGAAUGGCCAGAUGAGCCAAAGAAUGGACAUUUCUACAGACAUUAUUCCAGGGGACGAGGUGCUCAGCUCACUCGCAUUCGGAUACAACAUUGUUCUUUCCGCCCUGCACUCGGCACUAGUAUAUCUUUACAGCGUCUAUCCCUUGCCGUCCUUCAAUUUGGAGCGCUCAAUCUCAGUCGUCUUGCAAUGCCAGUUGAGGAUUAGCAACGACCCAUCACGCGCCACGUCACCCUCCUCCAUCCUACCUUCUUCCAUCUUCAUGGUUGGCUUAAUGACCAGCGACCCGGUUCAUCGCCAUUGGAUAUUGCAAUUGCUCAAAACGGGAGAAAGGUGGGGGGUGUAUGUGAAGAAAGCUCGACAACUUCUGGAAGCCAUGUUGAGGGAGCCAGGGCAACCCGACAUACGCGAUAUGAUGGAUCGCGUCACUGGUAGGUUUGUCAUCUAG
Messenger RNA from Cordyceps militaris CM01, 1821 nucleotides. RefSeq lists its product as uncharacterized. Lineage: Eukaryota; Fungi; Ascomycota; Sordariomycetes; Hypocreales; Cordycipitaceae. The coding region runs from base 1 to 1821 and encodes 606 amino acids. Gene Ontology annotation, molecular function: transcription cis-regulatory region binding; DNA-binding transcription factor activity, RNA polymerase II-specific; zinc ion binding. Gene Ontology annotation, cellular component: nucleus. The transcript has 4 exons. The record is from RefSeq and is a predicted model, not a curated record. Gene Ontology annotation, biological process: positive regulation of transcription by RNA polymerase II.